AUGCCGGCUGCUGUCACCUCCCAACAGGAACGGCCCAAAAAGCCAAAAUGCAAAACCAUCCACGAGGCCGUCAAAACUGGGAACGUCAAACAGCUGGAUGAAAUGGUGACCUUUGGCGUCAGCAUUAAUGAGGUGGAUCCAGUCUAUAAAUUCACUCCUCUGCACUGGGCAGCCCAUUCCGGAAGUUUGGAGUGUCUUCACUGGCUUCUCUGGCAUGGAGCUGAUCAGACUGCGGUGACUGCAAGAGGCUGGACAGCAGCUCAUUUGGCCGCAAUUCGAGGCCAGGAUGCCUGCAUGCAGGCCCUUCAUCUCAAUGCCGUGAAUCUAGGCGUCCCAGAUGAGUUAGGGUGCACUCCAGCGCAUCUCGCAGCGACUCACGGACACUCAUUCACGUUACAAACCGUGCUCCGGAGCGGAGUGGAUGUCAACGCUUCUGAUAAGAACGACUGGAAGCCUCUUCACAAUGCUGCUUUCUACGGCCGGUUAGGCUGCCUUCAGCUUCUCGUCCGAUGGGGAGCUACUUUAGAUGAUGCGGAUAAGGAUGGAAACCUUCCCGUUCACCUGGCCGCUAUGGAAGGCCAUCUGCACUGCUUUAAAUAUUUGGUGAGCAAAAUGCCCACGUUGGUCCACUCCUUGAAAGCCCGGAACGACCAUGGUGAGACCCCACGGGAUCUGGCCCAGAGGUUCUACAAGGAAAACAUCCUGGUUUACAUGAACAGUAUGGAGGAGGAGGAAGAGUCAUCGGACGAGGAAGAAAAUGUAAGCUUUCCAGGGCAUGAUGCUGCCUUCAGAGGGGACCUGGACACCUUAAGGAUGCUCCUGGAAAAUAAAAUCAUCAACGUUAACGAACGAGACGAUCGAGGAUCAACGCUCCUCCACAAAGCGGCCGGACAAGGUCACUUACACAUCUUAGAAUGGCUGAUUAACAGGGAAGCCGACUGCAAUAUUGCCAAUGAUGCCGGAGAAACACCCAAGGACGUUGCAAAGAGAUUUGCCCAGCUAGCUGUCGUGGCCUACCUGAAGAACAAGAUGGGAAACGAUUCCGAUCUGGAAAUCGACAUCAAAGACCCCUCUUUCUUCGAACAUCACGGGGUGGAAGGGAGCACCGACAACCAGGAGGACCUGAAGGAAAGCAAGCAAGAGAAAAUCGACGCUCGGGGAAGAGCCUACCAAAAAGUGGAAGAGUUGCAAGGUCUCCUAGAAGUGGCCCUCAGCAACUUCAAGCAGCUUGGAGGCAUCACUCCCCAGGAAAGGCAGACCAAACUCGAUGAGAAAAGGUUUGAAAGGACCAUCUCUGAGCUGAAUAUGCAGCUGGAAUAUGAGCAGAUGCGACGGGAGAAGUUGGAAGCUCAACUGGACGAAACCCGAGCAGAACUAGGAAAACUCAAAGAGCUACUAGAAAAAAACGAGAUGCCUUCGACCCAUAAGCUCCCUGUGGAGUCACUGGAUUUCCCGAAAGAAGAGCCUGACUCAGACGCAGCCGUCUCCGAUUUGCCUAAAGUGAGUUUUGACAGCAAGAAAGAGAAGAAGAUGAAGAAAAAGCCUCCUUUCAGCCCUGGGGGUGUGAUUGUAAAAAGGUUCUAAGAGAAGUAAGGAAUAAACAAAAGUAAGCAUUUGACUC
Molecule: messenger RNA, 1621 nt
Organism: Thamnophis elegans (Western terrestrial garter snake)
Lineage: Eukaryota; Metazoa; Chordata; Lepidosauria; Squamata; Natricidae
Gene: ANKRD42
Product: ankyrin repeat domain 42
Exons: 12
Coding region: 1-1584 (527 amino acids)
Molecular function (GO): protein binding
Source: RefSeq, a predicted model, not a curated record